AUGUCUUCCGCUCCGACCUUGGCUUUCAAGACACUCAAUUUCACGCCAGAAGAGCAUCCUUUCUACCACUACGAAGGCUUCCAGCCCGGUGUUUCUAGGCAUCUUCCGCGCGGACAUGUCUUGCGCGAGGGAUAUUGUGCUUUUCCUGUCGAUACCAUUCUCGACAUCGACAGCGCAGUCUCCAUGCGAGAUGGGGUUAAAAUCUACACAAAUGUAUUCCGACCUGCAGACGGAACUGAACAACCCGCUUUGAUUGCCUGGAGUCCUUACGGUAAAUGCUCUGGUGGAGUUGGUCCUUACAACUACGACAUAAUGGGUCCGUACCGGCUUGGAAUCGACUACAACGACCUCUCUGGCUACGAGACAUUCGAAGGACCUAAUCCUGCUGACUGGGUGGCGCGUGGAUAUUGUGUUGUCGAUCCUGAUGCUCGGGGCGCGAUGCAUUCAGAAGGCAAUCUUCAUUUCUGGGGUCCUCAGGAGGCGCAAGAUAUCUAUGAUCUAAUUGAGUGGUGUACUAAGCAGUCAUGGUGUGAUGGAACUGCCGUCUUGAUGGGUAACUCCUGGCUCGCAAUGUCGCAGAUUAAUCACGCUAGUACGUUCUGCCGCGGCGGCGUUACUGUGAAGGAAGACAAGUUUACACAGCUGAUUGCGGAAAACAUGGCUGGCUACAACGGCUGCGAGGAUAUUGGAAAAGCUCUCCAAGCCAGCUCCUUGAAUAACGAGUACUGGGACUCAAAGCGCAUAUAUGCCGAGAACGUCAAGAUCCCGAUGUACCUGACAGCGUCCUAUUCAUCACGCCUCCAUUCAUUCGGCUCCUUCGACUCCUUCGCCAAAGGUGAUUCUGAAAAGACAUGGUUGCGAGUCCACGCCAACCAAGAAUGGUAUGAUGUUUACAAGAAAGACAAAAUGGACGACCUGCAGAAGUUCUAUGACUGUUUCGCCAAAGGCAAAGAUAAUGGCUGGCAUGACACGCCACGCCUGAGGCUCUCGCUGCUAUCAAUGGUCAGCAGCGUCGUCCGUUCCGUCGUCGAGCGGCCAGAAGACACCACCACCUUCCCGCUUCCCCGCACAUAUCUAAAGAAGCUGUACUUUGAUGCUUCGGGCCUUGCUCUACAACUAGAUGCUAGCAAGCCCACUGCCGCAGCCAAAGCCACUUACGAAGGCCAUUCGUUGACUGACCAAAUCACCUUUACCACAACAUUCCCCACAUACACCGAACUUUCCGGGCUCCCCUGGGCCAAACUAUACAUGUCCUGCGCCGCGCACGACGACCUAGAUGUCCAUGUGCAAAUCCGCAAAAUCGGCAUCAACGGCAAUUUGCUCGCGCACAACAACUUCCCAGUACCCGUGCCCAUCCACAAGCUGAAUAACAGCAAUGUGGCGAAGUACGAAGGUCCCGCGGGCGCUUUGAGAGCGUCGCAUAUGGUGUCCCAAGAGCCGAAAAAGAAUGAGGAUGAUUAUCCGAGCUACACACAUCGUGUUAGGGAGUCGAUUACACCAGGGAAGAUAGUGGCGCUAGAAGUUCCGAUUUGGCCCUUAGGUAUGGUAUUCGGCGCAGGCGAGGGCAUUGCAGUCAUCAUCGCCGGUCAUGAUUGCAGGUUACCAGAAUUAGACGGCCUCGAGCCAACAGAGCCGCUGGACAUGAACGUAGGCAAGCACGUUUUACACACGGGCGGGGACAAAGCUUCAUUCCUAAUGCUGCCAUUCCUCGAAGGCUAG
Messenger RNA from Parastagonospora nodorum SN15, 1719 nucleotides. RefSeq lists its product as hypothetical. Lineage: Eukaryota; Fungi; Ascomycota; Dothideomycetes; Pleosporales; Phaeosphaeriaceae. The transcript has 5 exons. The record is from RefSeq and is a predicted model, not a curated record. Gene Ontology annotation, molecular function: dipeptidyl-peptidase activity. Bases 1 to 1719 code for a protein of 572 amino acids.